Messenger RNA from Leucoraja erinaceus (little skate), 5383 nucleotides. Its product is annotated as melanophilin-like. Gene Ontology annotation, molecular function: small GTPase binding; actin binding; myosin binding. The transcript has 14 exons. Gene Ontology annotation, cellular component: cortical actin cytoskeleton. Gene Ontology annotation, biological process: intracellular protein transport. The record is from RefSeq and is a predicted model, not a curated record. Bases 172 to 2004 code for a protein of 610 amino acids. Lineage: Eukaryota; Metazoa; Chordata; Chondrichthyes; Rajiformes; Rajidae.
ACUCGGUGGGCCGAUGGGCCUGUUUCCGCUCUGUAUCUCUAAACUAAACUAAACUAAGAAUGUGUCUUGCUGCAGUUCAUGAAAUGGUUUGAAAUGUGUGUUUUCACAGAUUUUGUCGUUUGCUUGACCCGAUACAUGUGUGACCAGUAAAUUGAAGAGAAUACCCCGAGGAUGGCUAGGAGGCUGGAUCUUUCACAGCUAACAGAGGACGAAGCACAGCAUGUGUUCCACGUUGUUCAACGAGAUAUGAGUCUACGGAAGAAAGAGGAUGAACGGCUAGGGGAACUAAAAUGUAGGAUUGCGGAAGAAGAGACUAAGAGGAGGUUUCUAACAAAGCAAGCCAAAUUUAAUGAAAGUCAUUGCAUUCUCUGUCUGGAGCCCUUCCAAUUUUUGAUGAACAGCAAGCGUCGAUGUCUGGAUUGUUCUUUGAACAUCUGCAAAAUGUGUAGCAAAUUCAACAAACAGGCGUUCCGCUGGGUGUGUGAUUCAUGCCGGAUAGCCAGGGUUGUAAAGACUGCAUCGCUGGACUGGUUUUACAACCAUGUGAAAUCGCGUUUCAAAAACAAUGGCAGCGCCGCGGUGAUGCGUUCUUUGACCAAGAGAGAUCAAAGUGUAGAGAAACAUCCCGUUCAACAUUUAGAUUCACACUGUGAAGAAGGUGAAUACGACCAAGAAUCCGACAGUUAUUUACAAUGUGGCUACAAUCCUCAGAUGAUGACAGAAGUUAUUGAAGAGGAUGAAGAUACCUUAGAUUAUCCAGAGGACCUUCGCUAUAGAAUGCGUAGAAAUAAACGCCUGCUUUCAGUCCAUCAUUUCGACUUUGAUAUGGAUUCAGAAUACCCUGCCCAGUCUCGCCGCCAGUCUCUCCAGCUUCCAUCACCACAUUAUGAUGGGAAUGACUUCCAGCAGCGUAGAAAUAAACGCCUGCUUUCAGUCCAUCAUUUCGACUUUGAUAUGGAUUCAGAAUACACUGCCCAGUCUCGCCGCCAGUCUCUCCAGCUUCCAUCACCACAUUAUGAUGGGAAUGACUUCCAGUCAUUUUCGGAGUUGUCUUCUUCUGGCAACGGUGCAGCGGGAGGAGGUUCCAGGAAAGGAUCCUUGGUUGAAAACCCUGAGCUUUCCUCUGUAUUUCGAAGCAUUCUGCAGGAGAAAAGUCAGAACUAUAUACAAGAUCAACUGUUCAACCCAGGAGUCCGAUUUGAAAUUAAUACAAGGAGGAAAAGCUUGGAUAAACUGUUUAACAACGAGGAGGCUAUGCAUCGUGAGCAGAGAGAUCCCCACUGUCAGUCCAUUCCAGGAAUUUGGGUCUCCACUGAGGACGCAGAUCAGCAGCAGUUUUUGCCGGGCCCAAAGCAGAGUGCCGUGUACUACACGGACUUCGACAGUUCUGACAAUGAUGAGGCUGAACAUCUGGUCUAUCAUCACCACUUUGUACGACGUCGGAGUCAAAGCUCCUCACAGGAAAAUUCACUAUCUGGUGGAACUCAGUCACAAGACCACAAAGACAGGCAACAAAUGUCAUCUCCAGCCAGGUCUGAGGCCUCUGGACUUGAUUUGACUGAUGCAGAUUUGGAAGAGGAAAAGCUGAAAAAGAAAUUGGACGAGUUGGCCAGCAACAUAAGUGACAGGGGGCCUUCAUCUGACGACGAGCUGAGAAAGAGAAGUCCACGAAUAAUUAGCUCAUCCAAUGAAGACCUCCACAUUGACACUGCAAAGGUUUCAGAAAUAGAAAACCGGAUUGCAGCUCUGAAUGCAGCUGGGAUGAAUACCUUAUUUCCCGAACAACCCAAAAUCUACCAGGAUGCACAGGCAAAGAUGGUGUCGAACCCUCCUGCGAGAAAAAGUUCAAAUUCAACCGAAAAUAGUACAUCAAAAACUGUCAAGAAUGAAGCACGUGAGCGAAAUAUUCAGUACAAAGGAUCGCUCACUCAAAGGAAUCCAAGCAAAAAGACCAGAAGACUGGACCAAGUUUUUGGGAAACCAGUCAUGUCAAUGAAGCCAUGAAAUAGCCACCAACGUGACCUGCCUGCUGCAGCUUUGAAAAAUGCACAAGGUUUCCAGAAUGAGACUAAAACUCCUCAUUUUCAGGAGCGAUCAGCUUGCUAAAUGAUACAUAGUGCAAAAGAGCUUGUUUGCCAUAUUGUUUCUUUCAUGCAGGGUUACACACAAUUGAUCCUUUGACUAAUGGAUAUCCUUUGCAUGAAAAUAUAUGCAUGUGCAAUCAACCAUGUUGUGACCGCUGUAUAGCUCGUAAAAAUUCAAAUGUUUUGAAACAGCAAUAUAUUACAUAUAUAUAUAUAUAUAUACACAUUUACAACACUUCUUUUGUCAUAAUGUUACGCUUCUAAUGAAGAUAUCACCAUAGCCCAAUUGCUAAAUCAUACUGGGUGACUGAACUGAAAGACAGAUCCAGCCUCAAUUCCUGGUCUACAUCAGACAAAUGAUCUCGGUUGGGAGGCGUUGAGAUAGAAUGAUGCACGCUGCCAUUAUCCUUGCCAUUUCUUUGGAACGAUCUUCCAUAAUUUUCAGUUUGUGAUCUUAGCUAGAAAUUCUGUAUAGGAUAUUGACCUUGUGUUCAAUUUGAAGAUGAUGGUCCCACCAACCAAUCAACAUAAACUAAAAUGAUGAGUUAAGAUCUUAUUUGUUUUCUUAUUUCUAUCAAAGGUUACUGUAAAUAUCCCACAUUUUACCUAUAGAUAUUUAAUAUUGUUUGUACACCUUCUAAUGAGUAGCUAAGUAUUACCACAUAGAAAAUAGGUGCAGGAGGAGGCCAUUUGGCUCUUCGAGCCUGCACCGCCAUUCAUUGUAAUCAUGGCUGAUCAUCCACAAUCAGUAACACGUGCCUGCCUUCUCCGCAUAUCCCUUGAUUCCGCUAGCUCCUAGAGCUCUACCUAACUCUCUUUUAAAUUCAUCCAGUGAAUUGGCCUCCACUGCCCUCUGUGGCAAAGCAUUCCACAAAUUCACAACUGGGAGAAUUUUUUUUUUCUCAUCUCAGUUUUAAAUGGCCUCCCCUUUAUUCUUGAACUAUGGCCCCUGGUUCUGGACUCGCCCAACAUUGGGAACAUUUUUCCUGCAUCUAGCUUGUCGAGUCCUUUUAUAAAUGUAUACGUUUCUAUAAGAUCCCCUAGCAUCCUAAAUUCCAGUGAAUACAAGCCAGUCUUUCCAAUCCUUCCUCUUAUGACAUUCCUGCCAUCCUGGGGAUUAACCUUGUGAACCUACGCUACACUGCCUCAAUAGCAAGGAUGUCCUUCCUCAAAUUAGGAGACCAAAACUGCACACAAUAGUCCAGAUGUGGUCUCACCAGUGCCCUCUACAACUGCAGAAGUACCUCUUUACUCCUAUACUCAAAUCCUCUUGUUAUGAAGGCCAACAUGCCAUUAGCUUUCAUCACUGCCUGCUGUACCUGCAUGCUUACGUUCAGUGACUGGUGUACAAGGAUACCCAAGCCUCGUUGCACUUCCCUUUUUCCUAAUCUGACACCAUUGAGAUAAUAAUCUGCCUCCUUGUUCUUGCCGCCAAAAUGGAUAACCUCACAUUUAUCUACAUUAUAGAGCAUCUGCCCCAAUCACUCAACCUGUCCAAGUCACCCUGCAACCUCCGAGCAUCCUCUUUGCAGUUCACACUGCCACACUUAAUUAGAAAGCCAAUUAAACUGCAAACCUGCACGUCUUUGGAGUGUGGAAACCGAAGAUCUCAGAGAAAACCCACGCGGUCAAGGGGAGACCGUAUAGACUCCGUAUCGACAGCACCCGUAGUCGGGAUCGAACCCAGGUCUCUGGCGCUGUAAGGCAGCAACUCUGCCGCUGCGCCACCGUGCCGUGUUAUGGAUUCUGUUUUUAGAUAUUUUUUCACAUAUUCCAUCAACUAAAAAACGAUUGAUUGAAGUACAGGAAGAUUUAUUAAAUUGAGAUUAGCAUCUAUUGUGAAAUCUAAAUCAGGAUGUGUUGAGAAAUUAAUGGUUGUAACUGUUAAAAUUAUGCGUUACUUUCUGAACAUUUAUUUUGGAAAUAAGAAUUCAUCAAGAACAAUUGUAUUUAAUGAGUAAACAAAUGAAAUGCACUGUAAAAAUUGGUCUCUCAGUAAAUAGUUUAUGUUCGAGAAAUUUCCAGCCAAGAUAGUUGGAGACACAUGAGAUUGCAUAAUUAAAAUAUAAAUCAUCUACUGUAGUUCAGUAGCUGAAGCCCCAUAAGCUUAACUGAUUUAGAGCAACAUGGAGUUAAGUUACAGCAAGCCAUUUUCAUGAUAAACUUGGCCCAUUCCAGAAAAAACGGAGCCUCUAUUCUCUGCUAGAACCUAAGAAUUUAUCCACUAGUCACAACUCCGAAGAAUUUUGCGUUGAAGAGGUGAAUGCCUUAAAGAUCAACCUAUAAUCCUAAUGAUUCCAAUUUUAAUCAUGCAAUAAUGAAUGUAUUCUGUUUCAUUAUUUGAGGAAAUGCACAAUAAAGGUUUAAUCCUGAAUUUGAGCUAUACGCACAUUUUGGAUAUUAAGGACAAAUAUAGUCAUGGAUAGAAUUGGUGAGAAUAUUGUGGUUAUUGCUGUACAAUUAGUUCAUCUACCAUGUGCCUAUUAUUUUGCACAUUUCUAUGGUAUGUAAACGGUUAUUAUUCUCCUCAUUGCCUAUUUCAUUUGUGAAAGUUGUGUCUAUUAUCUGCAAGCUUUGAAAUAUGCUGCAUAGCAGGAUCUUAAGAUAAAUAGACACACGGGUCUGAUUUUAACCCCAACUUUGCACAUUUUCUUUCAAGCUAAAAGCCUGCAAAUUCAUUCUGCUUUCCAUACCUAACCCAAUGUUGUAUCUGCGGUACUCCUGUUUCUUUAAUCCCAUGAGCUAUAAUUUUGAUCAUAUCUCUCAUAAAACGGAUUUUUUGAGGUCUUUGGAAAGUCAUCAAAUAUCACAAUAACAAAUUUACUUUCGAGAAUUUAAGUCGUUGGGCCUCAAACGCCAUCUGUGUAUCUAAGACGGAUCAGUACCUUUGUUAAUUGCAUCAGUCAAUAAACUAGGAUGCAUGUCAAAAUGUAGAAGCAAGGAACUGCAGAUGCCGGUUUAUUAAAAAAGACACCAGCUGGAGCAACUCAGCGGGUCAGGCUGCAUUGCUGGAAAAUGGGGACUAGUGGUGGGAGGUGGGCAGUACAGUGGUGCAGCGGUAGAGUUGCUGCCUUACAGCACUUGCAGCGCUGGAGACCCAGGUUCGAUCCCAUCUACAGGUGCUAUCUGUAAGGAGUUUGUACGUUCCCCAUGUGACCUCGUGGGUUUUCUCCGAGAUCUUCGGUUUCCUCCCGCAGGCCAAAGAUGUACAGGUUUGUAAGUUAAUUUGCUUGGUAUAAAGUGCAAAUUGUCCUCAGUGUGUGUGUGUAGGAUAGCGUUAAUGUGUGCAGGGAUAGCUG